AUGCAUCUCACCAACUCCUUCCUCCUCCUGGCCUCCCUCUCCGCUACCUCCCUGGCCCACCCCACCAACGUUAUCAAUAAACGCCAGGACUACUCCGCCGCCUCCACCACGGCAGCCGUCUCUUCCACUCCCUCGUCCAGCUCCACCACUUCCUCUGACGGCUACUCCACCUCCGGCUUCGGUGCCUCCACCGCCGCCUCCGGCUCCGACAUCACCUACAAAGGCAACGUCGGCAACCCCUGGGGCAGCAACAUCAUCGAGGUCUCCUCCUCCGCAGCCCAGAGCUACAAGCACGUUCUCGAGAUCACCGGCCCCGACUCCGAGGACUGGUCUGUCGUCUUCUGGAACAAGUACGGCCCUGAUGGCGAAAUGAAUGGCUGGUACGGCUACUCCGCCCUGAACUUGGACGUUUCCGCUGGUGAGACCAAAUACGUCGCGCUCGCCGAUGACACGAACGGUGGGUUCGCUGCCGCUCCCUCCUCCAGCGGUAUUCCUAAGGACAACGGCGGCGGAUACGCCUCUACGUGGGGCGAGUUUGAUUUCAGCUCCGCUGGUAAUGGAGGUUGGUCUGGCUUCGAUGUUAGUGCGAUUGCGGCGCAGAAUGCGGGCUUUGAUGUCCAGGGCAUGCAGAUCUGUGAGACCAAUGGGGGUACUUGCUCCAGUAUUACGGCUGAUGCCGCGAGCGUGAACAAUGCGUAUACUACUUCCGAGACGGAUAUUGGCGGCAUUGGUGGUAACAUCUCGGGAGAUGGACAGAUUGUGUUGCAGGUUACCCUUGACUACAGCGGGUAG
Messenger RNA from Aspergillus affinis, 792 nucleotides. RefSeq names its product putative allergen. Gene Ontology annotation, molecular function: IgE binding. Gene Ontology annotation, cellular component: extracellular region. Lineage: Eukaryota; Fungi; Ascomycota; Eurotiomycetes; Eurotiales; Aspergillaceae. Bases 1 to 792 code for a protein of 263 amino acids. The record is from RefSeq and is a predicted model, not a curated record. The transcript has a single exon.